CGGGCCCACAACAUUAUACUCGACAAUUAGCUUCCUUGCCAUCGUUCAAUAGCCCCAUUUGGACAAACUAGGCAUCCGUACGGAGUAGGUAGCUAGGUAGCUAGGUAAUGGGAACGGGACGGAAUCGCCGUGCCCCCAUCCCUCCACUUCGGUGUCCCCCUCCAUUCUCCCCCGAGGUCAGCUCAGCCCACUCGAGAUUCCAAGUCUCUCCCCCUCGCUCCCUUCUCUCCAGAAGGAGCUAUCCUGGCGGUGAGCAAAGCAUCAGAUUCGUCGCCUCCGAAGGCGCCCCAACCCAGUCCUCGGUCCCGCAGCGGCUGUCUAACAUGUCGUCGGAGACGGGUCAAAUGCGACGGUGCGGACAUUCAGAAGCUCAUCCAGUAUGCAUGCGCUGCCAACGGUCGCAGAAUCACUGCAAAUAUGGACCCCGCUUUCAAUGGCAGGAUGGUUUGCGCGCAGCGGGGAAGUGCCGCGGACGAACCGGGAUCGGCUCAAGAAAAAGUUCGCUGCAAUGCAAGCAAUCCGAAGAGGACAGCCUUUCACGUUCGACACGGGCCGAACAAAAAGAUCGCCCUGAUAACGAUGGGGAAUCCGCGUUGAUCCUCACCCCACCCUCUUCGCACAGUCCACUGCGGGCCGCCACGUCAAACUACGUCUCCAAUCCAACGGAAAACAGUUAUCGGGGUCGCUAUUAUUAUUGGAAAGAGAGUAAGGCUCAAUCGCCCGGGACCUCGCUUCAGGUGCUGCCAUGGAGCAUCGGCGUACCCGACGUCGACAAUGUAUGUCUGUCAUUCUAUGAAUCGGUGAUGUGCAAUGUUGCCGUCACCGUCGACGACGAGUACACCAAUCCUCUCCGCAAUACGGUGAUGCGCAUGAUAUUUCGGUCCGAACUGACCUAUUACUCUGUUCUCAUGGCCAGUGCGCAGUAUCUGCGAUCCUUUGAGAGCCGCUUCGAUCUUCUAGAAAUGCAGGUCCGGCAGAAGGUACUUGGGGGGUUGCGUCGAGCAUUGACGAAAAGUUGCUUGGCUUUGGAGGAUGUGUUGCUGCCAACUAUAUUUCUCUGCUCUUCAGCUGUAUGUGUCUUUAUGGUCAAGAUCUCCCACAGCUGUGAUGCCACAUGGGUUCGCCAUCUGACCUGCUUCCAACUAGUCAUUAAGCAGAAAAUCCGGGGACACACACCAACCUAUGUCCCACAAUUUUUCCUGAGCUACUUCUCUGCACACCUAGUGCUGGCCAAGUCGCUCUUUCCCAUAGACAAGGCACUCGCUGAUGUAGACGUGUGGGGCGACCCGUCAUCGCCAGUAUAUGCAAAAGGAGCCCCCUGGACCUCCUCGCAGGUACUAUCCAAGGUGAUGAGGCCCGAAACGCUUCAUGAAAUCAACAUGUGGAAUGGCAUGAGUAAUCAGAUGCUCCUGCUGAUCAAUGAUAUUCUAAGCCUCAAGAAUGACGUUCAGGCAUUGCAAGAGCAGGACACGUUGCUCGAAGGGAAGCGAACCGCUAUCGAGGCCAAAAUUAUCACCUUGCACAGUAGCCUCCGAACCACCACACAUCUGCUCCCGGAGUCUCUGCGUCAAUUUCACGACUCCGCGGAGGGUUUGCAUAGGUGUCGUCUUCUCGAAUACACCAGCGAAGCAUAUCGUCUCGCCGCAUGUCUGCUCCUGUCAGAGGCGUCAACUCCGGCUUUCCUCGGUUAUACGAGCUCGCUCGAACUGGGGUUUGAUUCAAUGCGAAAGCAACGACACAUAGAUUCGACUUUGUCUCUGAUAGAAUCCAUCGUCUACUCUCUGGACUAUCUCCCAAUCUCUUGGCCUUUAUGGGCCCUCUUCAUUGCCUCAUGCUGCUGUACGUCUGAGCUCGAGAAAACACGGGCCCUGGCGUUGUUCCAUGCGGCACAGGGAAAAGCUCCGUAUGAGAAUACGAUACGGGCACAGACAGUAGUGAGCCUGCUGUGGCAGCGACGCGAGUUGCAUGAGGAGAGGGAGAGAAAGCGGAACGGUCGGUUUGAGUGGGAGUCGGUGAUGGAGUUUCUGGGGUGGCAGACGAGCUUCGCUUAA
Messenger RNA from Aspergillus sclerotioniger CBS 115572, 2051 nucleotides. RefSeq lists its product as uncharacterized. Lineage: Eukaryota; Fungi; Ascomycota; Eurotiomycetes; Eurotiales; Aspergillaceae. Bases 108 to 2051 code for a protein of 647 amino acids. Gene Ontology annotation, cellular component: nucleus. Gene Ontology annotation, molecular function: DNA-binding transcription factor activity; transcription cis-regulatory region binding. The record is from RefSeq and is a predicted model, not a curated record. Gene Ontology annotation, biological process: positive regulation of transcription by RNA polymerase II. The transcript is spliced from 4 exons.